This is a messenger RNA of Zootermopsis nevadensis, 3469 nucleotides long. RefSeq names its product zinc finger protein hunchback (gene hb). The record is from RefSeq and is a predicted model, not a curated record. Lineage: Eukaryota; Metazoa; Arthropoda; Insecta; Blattodea; Termopsidae.
CCAUGGAGAGGUGAUAGAUGUCGGGAGUGCUUGAAAGUGUUACUUCGCUGUUAGAACCGAGUAUUUGGUGUAACUGACGUGAAGCCUAAGAAGUGGAAUCUGCAAACGUUCCCAAAGUUACCGAUGUUGGAUACCAAAAAAAGCAACAAUAUGAACACAACAUGUACAACUUCUGUGCCUCUGACCAGUGCAAGCAUUUCCACAGUGGUGAACAGUGAUUACAGAGAAAAUUGUAUAUCAGACGAAAAUUCUUGCAUUAGCAUUUGGCAGAGAGGGCCUCUUCUUCCACAGAUACCGGUUGUCUCUGUGAAACAAGAACCGAUGGACACUGAGCACAGAUCACACAGCCCAAAUGAUGAUUCUGGUAUUUCACCUGGCAGCAGCAGUGUUGGACGACCAUCUCCUGGACAGAGUGGUUCAUUUGGCUCUCCAGAACAUUUUGGUGUUCAAGAAAACCAAGGAAUUAAAUCUGAACUUAACACAGAGUCAAAUACAUCAUCCAGUCAGUGCCCACACAGUCAGCAGCGUACAAACCAAAACAUGUGGGGGAUAAAUCCUUUGCAGCACUCUCACGAUCAGUAUAUAGUGUCUGCAUCGUUAAAAACCGCAGCAAGCAACACAAACUUAGAGCGCAGUAUACUGAAACCUGUACCACAAACCUCCGUGUCCGAAGCAGACCAUCCUCAUCAGCAACAAAAUACAAGCCCUUCAUCCAGAAUUCACGUAACCCAAACCCACACUCCUAGCACAUCGCCGCUGCAAAUCUUAAAUUCAAUGGCAAACAGAAGCCCUGUUAUCAGUCAGAUUACGGCUUCUCCAAGUCGCUGUACCCAGAGCCCCAUGUUUGAUUCUCCUGUAAGAAUUUUAUCACACAACACGAAGACCCCUCCCAUAGCCAAUACAAAUGCUCUUCCAGGAUUAAAUUCCAGUCUUUCUGAUGAUAAUAGUCGAUCAUCAACAUCAUCAUCUACAAUGAUGGUAGAUGGAGGAAAUGAGUAUUUCAAGAUGACAUUGCCUGAAGGAGAGCAGUAUCCACUAAGGUGUCUAGAGAUGGCCGUGGAGCAAUCAUCUAUCAUGGGCGGCAUGAGAGGUGACGGAGAAGCUGCGUCAGGGACUGGAGCUGGCAAUAAUGGAGUUAGAAAUAUAUACCAGUGCCCUCUUUGUGAUUAUACUACACUCUCAAGGAUUGACUUCAAUGACCACAACAGAAUCCACUGCCCUGACCAGAAGUGCACCAAGUGUGAUUUUGUCACCAAAGACGUAGUAGAGCUUGAGACACAUCUUCGUGAGAAUCAUAUGAUAUCCCCAGGACUUGCUGAGCAAAUGAUUGAGGCUAAGGAAGAGCAGUCUGGCAUUCGAGUACCACGGGUAAAUUCUCAAGGAAAAGUAAAGACUUUCCGGUGCAAGCAAUGUGCUUUUGUUGCUAUAACAAAGAUGGAAUUUUGGAAUCAUUCUCGAUGCCAUAUCAAGAAAGAAAAAAUGCUUAACUGCCCGAGGUGCCCAUUUGUUACAGAGUAUAAGCACCAUUUGGAGUAUCACCUUCGGAAUCACGUUAAUUCAAAGCCAUUCCAAUGCCUGCAUUGCUCAUAUACAUGCGUCAAUAAGUCAAUGCUAAACUCCCACCUGAAAUCCCAUUCAAAUGUGUGUCAAUACCGAUGUGCUACCUGUGACUAUGCCACCAAAUACCUUCAUAGUCUCAAGGUCCACUUGCGUAAAUAUAAACAUUCUCCUGCUACAGUGCUCAAUCCAGAUGGUACUCCAAAUCCAUAUCCAAUCAUUGAUGUUUAUGGCACUCGUCGUGGUCCAAAGCAACGCCCUAGGAACACGAUGAAAUCUACAUCUAAGGAGAACAAUGAUAUUCCUUUACCUUCUCAUGCACCCCUGCCAUUACCAUUAUUCCAGCCUUCAUAUGGAGUCAUUUCUCAGCAAUCUGGAAAACUUCCUAUACCAUACCCAUAUGGCUGUACGAUACCCAAUGCCUUUUCAACUAACAAAAACAACAAUAAUAAUCAUAAUUCUCUCUUGCCUGCAUUCCCACAUAAUGGUAUCAUGAAUACAGAAGACAAAGGCAGUGAUGAUUCUGAUUCAAAGAGGAAUUCAUCUGAUGAAAACUAUGAUCAUUUCCUUGUAGCCACUUCCCAGUAUUACCACAUGAACAAUAACACCAUCAUCAACAACAACAACAACAGUGUUAGUGAUUCAAAUGCUAUGAAGGAAACGACUCCGGAAAAAUCUCUCCAGAAACAGCAUUCAGAUGAAACAAUCAGACUAAGCACUGGAGAACAUGUACAGUUUCUUAACAGAACAGUGGAUCCAUUAGAUCCAUUAGAUCUCAGCAAACCUGAAGCAAUGGUUGUCAGUCCAGAAGCUUCUGCCAUGCCUUCUGUAUUACAAAAAUCAACAUUAAUGAAAGCUGCAAAGCAUCGACGCAAAGGUCAAGCAUAUAAGUUAGAUCAUAUUUCAAGGAAACUCCAGCAGGCGAGCUUUUCAGACAAUAAAGGAGAAAACAAAAACUACUCUCGUGUGUCUGAAAGUCAAGAGAAACCUUCAUCACCUGACAGAACUGAUCAUCUGACGAACACAGAUAUUACUUUAGAAGGGAAUAUACAACGCAAGCAACAACCAGAGUCUGAGUUAAUGAAGGUUAAUGAAGAUUUGUCAAAAGGUAAAGCAGAAGAUAAAAGUACUCAGGAAAAUAAUUCAGCAUCAGGAAAUAGUUCUGAAGUGUAUCACUGUAUCUACUGUGAUAUUACAUUCAAUGACGUUGUCUUGUACAGCAUGCAUAGAGGAUACCACGGGUACCAGGAUCCAUUCAAGUGCAACAUGUGUGGUACACAAACAGCUAACAAAGUGGACUUCUUCCUCCACAUUGCACGCUCGUCUCAUUCUUAAGUGGGUGAAUUAGAAGAACUACAGAAUACAAGUUCAUUGAAGUGAUUUUUCCUUUUGCCCUUUUAGUCUAGUCACUUCCUUGAUAGGUUACCAAAUGACGUUAGUUCAACACUGGCUAAAGAUUGAUGUAAUUGAUCAGUGAGAGUAGAAUUAGUCCAGCUCAAUGAGCUUUAUUUUACUCCUGGAGUGGGACAUGAGAUAGGUACUUUGACAUAAAAACACACAAUUGUUCAAUUUCAUUUAUUAGACGUUUUUCAUUUCAAAGUGAAAUAAUUCUUCAGUGUAAUUAAAAAGUCAACCAUUUCAUGUUUCAAUUAGCGUUUUAAAAUUUGAGUGCAAUUUCUUCUAAUUUUUAUAGCUAGUCAGUAUGAUGACUAGGCUAUGAGCUUAAUGAUCAGGGUUCAAUUCCUGGCAUAGUCAGGGACACUUCUCUAUCAAUGUCCCCAGACAGGUUCUGUAGCCCACCCAGCCUUCUAUCCGAUAAGAACCGGGAUGCCAUUCCUGGAGAGGGUAAAAUGGCUGGAGCAGCAUAUGUACCUCCAGUGUCCAAGGCAAAAUGCUUCCACUCUGUUCAUUU